Acaromyces ingoldii is the source of this 1026-nucleotide messenger RNA. RefSeq names its product glycoside hydrolase/deacetylase. Gene Ontology annotation, cellular component: membrane. The record is from RefSeq and is a predicted model, not a curated record. Lineage: Eukaryota; Fungi; Basidiomycota; Exobasidiomycetes; Exobasidiales; Cryptobasidiaceae. Gene Ontology annotation, molecular function: chitin deacetylase activity. The transcript is spliced from 2 exons. Gene Ontology annotation, biological process: carbohydrate metabolic process. The annotation marks the transcript as partial.
UUGACACUGGCUGGUGCCGUGUCGGCGUCGUCUUCUUCGUCUUCCUCUUCGGGCCACAAGCAAUUUGUCCGUCGUCAAAGCGCACAGGCGAGCCAAUACCCCCCGCAGCUCCAGACACCACCUCCUUCGAGCCUCAAGCAGGAGUGGGUUGAUGCCUACAACAAGGCCAAGGCCGCCGGCAAGAUUCCCGACGUUCCCUUGUCCACGGAGAACCCCGAUGGCAGCAACACUUACCCGGGCACUUACAACAAGGACUGGUGCAGCUGGACAACCGCAAAAUGCAACGGACCCAACGACAUCUACCAGGCCCCCGACAACGAGUGGGCCAUCUCCUUCGAUGAUGGACCGACUGGCGCCAGCUCGAAGCUGUACACCUUCCUUGAGCAGAACAACCAGAGUGCAACGCACUUCAUGAUUGGCAGCCAGGUCGUCGACUACAUGGACGUCGUCAAGGAGGCGGCCAACAAGGGUCAAGAGCUUGCGCUACACACGUGGUCCCACUCGCUCCUCACGACCAAGGACGACCUUGGUGUCGUGGGUGAGCUGGGCUGGAACUUGCAGAUCAUCUACGACGCCACAGGCUACAUUGCAACAAAGAUGCGCCCGCCCCAGGGCGACAUUGAUGCUCGUGUCAGGGCGAUUGCAACGGAAGUCUUCAACGUCACCUGCGUCAUGUGGGACACCGAGUCCAACGAUUGGUGCAUGACCAAGGGCUUCAAGACGGCAUGCCCUGGCGAGAACCCUGGCAAGGACCGCGCAUCGGUUGAGGCGGCUAUCAACAAGGCUCUCGUCGGCCCCAAGUCGCCUGGCGUCAUUGUCCUCGAGCACGAGCUCCGAAAGGAGACGGUGCAGAUCUUCGAAGACUACUACCCCAAGCUCAAGGGGCAGGGAUGGAAGCCCAAGGCCAUUUCGGACCUCGGCGCUGGAAUGCCAUGGUACACCAACGCACAGAAUGGCGCCGAAGCGCCUACAAAGGCCGACAGCAUCCUCCCUGGUGCGAUCCAGGCCGCCAAGACUUCGAAUGGC